Messenger RNA from Pocillopora meandrina, 549 nucleotides. NCBI's taxonomy places the organism in Eukaryota, Metazoa, Cnidaria, Anthozoa, Scleractinia, Pocilloporidae. The record is from the annotation of a GenBank genome assembly.
AUGGCGGCCAUGGAAGACAGGCAGGAUCAGAAGCCAACAACUGAAGAACCAGCAAUCACCGCCACCGAAACAAGCCUUGAGGAGCUCAAAGAAAUGUUGGUCGAUAUCCAAACCAACAUUUCAAAUAUUCUCCUAGAAAAUAUGAGUGUAAGGAAUGAGUUGGUCGAACUCACAACAACUGUUGGGGAACAGAAGCUCGAAAUCGCUUACCUUAAAAACUCGCAAACGAAGAUUACAAAACAAUGUGCUGACGCCGAAUACGAACUAGCAGCAGCGAGGAAACGUGUCAACGAACAACAAGACGAAAUAUAUGAACUGUAUGAGCUACAAGAUAGAAUGGAGCAAUAUACGAGGAAAAAUUCUCUUGAGAUACAUGGUGUUCCAGAGAGCGCUUACAGCACAACAGAGGAGAUAAUAUUGAAGUUAGCAGAAGUGCUCGAAGUCUCUAUUUCUCCUCAGGAGAUUUCCCGCAAAUUGAAACGUAAAGGAAACAAACCAAUAACUGUUAAAUUCGCCAACCACAAAAUCAAGAGAAACAUCUACAAAUAA